AAUAAGCUUAAAAUUGUUAUUUUUAAGUUUUUAUGCUAUUAAAAUUAGCUACAAUUUUUUAAAUAAAUACAAUUUCCUCAUUGUUUUCAUUUGACUCCAGCGGUGUCUGGCUCAUCUAUCGUUCCUUCGCCAUCUUGGCCCAAUAGCAGCUGAAGCUGAAAAUGGCAAACCGACUGCUGAGCUUGACUGCGCGCCAGGCGUCUAAACUGCAGAAGGCAUGCAUGAGUUCUGUUGUGUCCAAGACCGGUAAUCGGGAGGUGGUCGGCUAUGGCUUCAACGGCCAGAUCAACUAUGCUGACCGCGUCGACUUCCCCAUGCCAGCAGUCCGCUUCCUGGAGAACACCCCUGACAUCUUGGCAUUGAGAGAGAAGGAGAAGGGCGACUGGAAGAAACUUAGCGUUGAAGAGAAAAAGGCUCUGUACAGGGCUAGCUUCUGCCAGACAUUUGCCGAGAUGAAGGCUCCCACAGGCCAGUGGAAGAGUAUUGUUGGUAUUACAUUGCUCAUCUCAUCGUUGUCCCUCUGGGUAUACAUGGCCAUGAAGAAGUUUGUCUACAAGCCACUGCCAGUGACCUUCGAUGAAGAUAGAGUCCAGGCUCAGCUGCAGCGCAUGAUUGACCUCAGAAUUGAACCCAUUGAGGGCCUCACCUCCAAAUACGACUACGAAAACAACAGGUGGAAGGAAUAAGCAGCCGUUUCAGAAUGCUUCUGCCACCCGUUGGAUUAGUCCAUGUAAUAGCACCCAGGAAAACAAAAUCGGCCCAGGUGCCCACAGAUUUUCACUAUUCCGUUCAAAGUUCUCGUACUUCUUUCACCAAAAUCGAUGCAUUAUUGUCCCUUUGUUGAACAGUUGUUGUGUAAAUAAAAUAAAAAAUGAGGUGCAGUGUAGUUACUACAUUCAAAUAAACACUUAAUUAAUUUAAAACAAAGGAAGAAA
This is a messenger RNA of Neocloeon triangulifer, 935 nucleotides long. It is a transcript of the gene COX4, whose product is annotated as cytochrome c oxidase subunit 4 isoform 1, mitochondrial. Gene Ontology annotation, biological process: mitochondrial electron transport, cytochrome c to oxygen. Bases 162 to 686 code for a protein of 174 amino acids. NCBI's taxonomy places the organism in Eukaryota, Metazoa, Arthropoda, Insecta, Ephemeroptera, Baetidae. The transcript has 3 exons. The record is from RefSeq and is a predicted model, not a curated record.